Perkinsus marinus ATCC 50983 is the source of this 228-nucleotide messenger RNA. RefSeq lists its product as hypothetical. The coding region runs from base 1 to 228 and encodes 75 amino acids. Lineage: Eukaryota; Perkinsozoa; Perkinsida; Perkinsidae. The transcript is spliced from 3 exons. The record is from RefSeq and is a predicted model, not a curated record.
AUGGGCAGCUCUACUGGUACAUUCGUGAUGGUACCGUACGCCAGAGUGGAAGCUGAUGACAUUGAAGAUUUCCAAUGUGAAUUGCCUGCACGUUUGAGGUUGGGAUGGCGGACGGAUGUGUACAUAUCCACCCGAGUGUGUGGCGAGGAUGAGGGCCUGUUGGGCAUCUGCGUUGAGGUGGAGAUCGGGUUUGGAGAAGAUGCUGGGAAAGUGAAGAUCGAUGAUUAA